CAUAUAUUUAUAUAUAGAUGUACGUACAUUAUUUCAAAAUGUUAUGUCCUGCUAAUAAGAAAACAUGCGAAGCUUUAAAAGCGUUCCUUAAUCCUGUUCAGUAUUCACUCUAAUUCACGUUUCAAGGAUAACAUGAUCUAGAGUUCCCAACUUCCUUUCGCACAAACUGCUUUAAUCUCGUCGAAUACACAUGUAUUUAUUUAUGUGUGUAUGUGUAUUCGUAGGAUGUAAAUUCAUUUUCAUCGGAAUCGCAGCAUGAAAUCCGCUGCCAACGCUUAGCUCGACGUAGCGUGACAGGUGUGCAUCGCAUCUUCGUGUCUUUUCGAGAUUCUUUCGCAUUGCCAACAGCAAAACACGAUAGGAAACGGAUAUCUAUUAUUCUAUUACCAAGAAAAUACUCCCAGAUGGUUACUCGGUAGUAAAUCUCUUAUUGUUGUCGUCGUUGCUGUUGUUGAUGUUGUUUCUUAUAAAAUAAGUCGCUUGGCGGAUUUGAAUCGAAUCUGUCGAAAUCGAAUUUUUUUUGGAUUGAUCACUUCAUAUCAAUGAUAGAUAAUAAGAUGAAAUUUAAGAGAACGUGAGAGAACGAUAUCGUUCUUACUUUAACGGAACAUCGAAUGAAAUCGGACAUUAGCAUAAAAAGGAGAAAAGGAAGAAGAAGACGAGGAAGACGAGGAAGAGGUGAAAGACACGUUCAUUCCAUGCGUGUGCGAACUAUUUCCCUGUCGUCCCAUGGAACAACGCGCAUGCCAUGCCAGUCUGGAUCGCGCGUAUUUAAGGGCUGUUGCUUCGGGGUGCUCGCCACUAUCACUGCAAUCAUCGACUCCACGAGUUGCUCGAUACAAGAAUACGAGAGACGAAUCAUCUCGCGAAUAUAACGACUCUCGAAAUUUACAAACGCCGGAAAUCAUGAACUCGAUGAUUAAGAUCGUCGUCUCCGUCGCCGCCCUGUCGAUUUUAUUCGGAGAAAUUUUCGCAAUGCCACUGGCCCAAUGUAGUCCUGGCCUCCUCGACGAAGUACCACCUAAAGUACGAAAAAUCUGUGCAGCUUUAUCCACCAUAUAUCAAAUUCAAUCUGCAAUGGAAAGUUACGUCGGCGACAAGGUUCUUGAAGAGAACAACCCGUUACCAGGAAGCGGAGUUAAGAGACAAGACGUCGAUCACGUCUUUUUACGUUUCGGUAGACGACGCUAACCUCCAUCGAUGAAUCAAUCUCCAAAACGAUAAAAUAUAAAUCUUCUGUCCUCAUCUAUGAAUCUCUAUCGUUGUCGAAUUAUGAAAUAAUAAAAAUAAAAUUAAACCUUACGGUCUUUA
Molecule: messenger RNA, 1311 nt
Organism: Vespa mandarinia (Asian giant hornet)
Lineage: Eukaryota; Metazoa; Arthropoda; Insecta; Hymenoptera; Vespidae
Gene: Ms
Product: neuropeptide receptor myosuppressin
Source: RefSeq, a predicted model, not a curated record